Castor canadensis (American beaver) is the source of this 342-nucleotide messenger RNA. The record is from RefSeq and is a predicted model, not a curated record. Lineage: Eukaryota; Metazoa; Chordata; Mammalia; Rodentia; Castoridae.
UGUGACCCAGGCCUUACUGCCUUUGAGCCUGAGGCAUUGGGUAACUUGGUGGAGGGAAUGGACUUUUCACCGGUGUUCUACUUUGAAAUGGUACAAUUGCCCCAAUCCUCUUUGUCCAAAAGCAAUAAGCCCAUCCACACGAUCAUCCUGAACCCUCACGUCCACCUGGUAGGGGACGAUGCUGCCUGCAUAGCGUACAUUAGGCUCACACAGUACAUGGAUGGCAGUGGAAUGCCAAAGACAAUGCAGUCGGAAGAGACCCGUGUGUGGCACCGCCGGGAUGGAAAGUGGCAGAACGUUCAUUUUCAUCGCUCGGGGUCACCAACAGUACCCAUCAAGUAA